AUGUCAACUCCUGCACAAAAAGCCAACCUCGCUCGCAUCCGAGACAACCAGAGAAGAUCUCGGGCUCGGAGGAGGGAAUACAUCGCGGAACUUGAGCAGCGAUUAAGAGCUUAUGAACUGUCUGGCGUCGAGGCAAGUUCCGAGGUGCAGCUCGCAGCUCGGCGAGUGGCUGAAGAGAACAGACAACUGCGGGAACUACUUCACAAACACGGCUUCCAAGACGAAUACAUUUCCUCCUUCCUCCUACAGCAAGCCGGGGCAUCUUCAUCAACAGAUCCGGUCCAGGCGCUUCAACAAAUCAUUGCUCCUCGAAGGCCCGUGGCUCUGGAUUCCAGCGUGCCUUUUCCCCUGCCCAGCCAGGUGACCAGGGAAAUGCCAUCAGCGAGCUUAUCAGUCAGCGCGGCCCCUUGGGAUCCUCAGCAGGUUGCAAUGCCAUCGUUUGGACAUCCUCACGUUGCUGCUCAGCAGGUGGUGCCGCCAGGGCCGCAUACUUACACUUCGCCAGUCUUCACCGAAGGUCCAGCGGCCCCUCUGAGAUCAUCCUCCUUCCAACACCUGAACCCUUCGAGUUCCUUGCUCGAAGACGUCUCUCAGCACGGCGGAACCACUCAGCCAACCGUCGGAGAAAAUCCCGCAGCGUUGAAUUACAUGCCCAUGAAUCCGUACCAUACCCCUACAACCCGCGAUUUUCCUCCUCCUCAACAACCGCCGCCUCCUCCCGGAGGCUACUAUUGA
This is a messenger RNA of Trichoderma virens Gv29-8, 735 nucleotides long. RefSeq lists its product as uncharacterized. The coding region runs from base 1 to 735 and encodes 244 amino acids. The record is from RefSeq and is a predicted model, not a curated record. Lineage: Eukaryota; Fungi; Ascomycota; Sordariomycetes; Hypocreales; Hypocreaceae. The transcript has 2 exons.